Messenger RNA from Lynx canadensis (Canada lynx), 4605 nucleotides. RefSeq names its product slit guidance ligand 1 (gene SLIT1). Gene Ontology annotation, molecular function: calcium ion binding; Roundabout binding; heparin binding. Bases 1 to 4605 code for a protein of 1534 amino acids. NCBI's taxonomy places the organism in Eukaryota, Metazoa, Chordata, Mammalia, Carnivora, Felidae. The record is from RefSeq and is a predicted model, not a curated record. The transcript is spliced from 37 exons. Gene Ontology annotation, biological process: axon guidance; negative chemotaxis.
AUGGCGCUGACGCCCGGGAGGGGGCCCUCGGCGGGGCUCGUCCGACCCGAGCUCUGGCUGCUGCUGUGGGCAGCCGCGUGGCGCCUGGGUGCCACCGCGUGCCCCGCCCUCUGCACCUGCACCGGCACCACGGUGGACUGCCACGGCACGGGGCUGCAGGCCAUCCCAAAGAACAUCCCACGGAACACGGAGCGCCUGGAACUCAACGGCAACAACAUCACUCGGAUCCAUAAAAAUGACUUUGUGGGACUCAAGCAGCUGCGGGUGCUGCAGCUGAUGGAGAACCAGAUUGGAGUGGUGGAACGGGGGGCUUUCGACGACAUGAAGGAGCUGGAGCGGCUACGACUGAACCGGAACCAGCUGCACAGUUUGCCAGAACUGCUGUUCCAGAAUAACCAGGCUCUGUCGAGGCUGGACCUGAGUGAGAACACCAUCCAGGCCAUCCCCAGGAAAGCUUUUCGUGGAGCUACAGACCUCAAAAAUUUACAGCUGGACAAGAACCAGAUUAGCUGCAUCGAGGAAGGGGCCUUCCGGGCUCUGCGGGGGCUGGAGGUGCUGACCCUGAACAACAACAACAUCACCACCAUCCCCGUGUCCAGCUUCAACCACAUGCCCAAGCUGCGGACCUUCCGCCUGCACUCCAACCACCUGUUCUGUGACUGCCACCUGGCCUGGCUCUCCCAGUGGCUGAGGCAGCGGCCAACCAUCGGGCUCUUCACCCAGUGCUCGGGCCCCGCCAGCCUGCGUGGCCUCAAUGUAGCCGAGGUCCAGAAGAGUGAGUUCAGCUGCUCAGGCCAAGGAGAAGCGGGCCGAGUGCCUUCCUGCACCCUGUCCUCCGGCUCCUGCCCGGCCAUGUGUACCUGCAGCAAUGGCAUUGUGGACUGUCGUGGCAAAGGCCUCACUGCCAUCCCCGCCAACCUGCCUGAGAGCAUGACAGAGAUCCGCCUGGAGCUCAAUGGGAUCAAGUCCAUCCCUCCCGGAGCCUUCUCUCCCUACAGAAAACUGCGGAGGAUAGACCUGAGCAACAACCAGAUUGCAGAGAUCGCUCCCGAUGCCUUCCAGGGCCUCCGCUCCCUGAACUCGCUGGUCCUGUAUGGGAACAAGAUCACAGACCUCCCCCGGGGUGUGUUUGGAGGCCUGUACACCCUACAGCUCCUGCUCUUGAAUGCCAACAAGAUCAACUGUGUCCGGCCCGAUGCCUUCCAGGAUCUGCAGAACCUCUCGCUCCUCUCCCUGUAUGACAACAAGAUCCAGAGUCUCGCCAAGGGCACCUUCACCUCCCUGCGGGCCAUCCAGACCCUGCACCUGGCACAGAACCCUUUCAUCUGCGACUGUAACCUCAAGGGGCUGGCAGACUUCCUGCGCACCAACCCCAUUGAGACGAGCGGGGCCCGCUGUGCCAGCCCCCGGCGCCUCGCCAACAAGCGCAUCGGGCAGAUCAAGAGCAAGAAGUUCCGGUGCUCAGCCAAAGAGCAGUAUUUCAUUCCAGGCACGGAGGAUUACCAGCUGAACAGCGAGUGCAACAGCGACGUGGUCUGUCCCCACAAGUGCCGCUGUGAGGCCAGCCUGGUGGAGUGCUCCAGCCUGAAGCUCACCAAGAUCCCUGAGCGCAUCCCCCAGUCCACGGCCGAGCUACGAUUAAACAACAAUGAGAUUUCCAUCCUGGAAGCCACUGGGAUAUUUAAAAAACUCACUCAUCUGAAGAAGAUCAAUCUGAGCAACAACAAGGUGUCCGAAAUCGAAGAUGGGGCCUUCGAGGGUGCGGGCUCUGUGAGCGAGCUGCACCUGACCGCCAACCAGCUGGAGUCCAUCCGGAGCGGCAUGUUCCGAGGCCUGGACGGCUUAAGGACGCUGAUGCUGAGGAACAACCGCAUCAGCUGCAUCCACAACGACAGCUUCACGGGCCUGCGCAACGUCCGCCUGCUCUCGCUCUACGACAACCAGAUCGCCACCAUCUCCCCUGGGGCCUUCGACACCCUGCAGGCCCUCUCCACGCUAAACCUUCUGGCCAACCCUUUCAACUGCAACUGUCAGCUGGCCUGGCUGGGGGACUGGCUGCGGAGGAGGAAGAUUGUGACAGGGAACCCGCGGUGCCAGAACCCAGACUUCCUGCGGCAGAUCCCCCUGCAGGACGUGGCCUUCCCUGACUUCAGGUGUGAGGAAGGCCAGGAGGAGGGGGGCUGCCUGCCCCGCCCCCAGUGCCCCCAGGAAUGUGCCUGCCUGGACACGGUGGUCCGAUGCAGCAACAAGCACCUCCAGGUCCUGCCGAAAGGCAUCCCCAAGAAUGUCACGGAACUUUACUUGGAUGGGAACCAGUUCACACUGGUUCCGGGACAGCUGUCUACCUUCAAGUAUCUGCAGCUUGUGGACUUGAGUAACAACAAGAUCAGUUCCUUGAGCAAUUCCUCCUUCACCAACAUGAGCCAGCUGACCACUCUGAUUCUCAGCUACAACGCCCUCCAGUGCAUCCCUCCGCUGGCCUUCCAGGGGCUGCGCUCCCUGCGCCUGCUGUCCCUGCAUGGCAAUGACAUCUCCACCCUCCAAGAGGGCAUCUUCACAGACGUGACCUCCCUGUCUCACCUGGCCAUUGGUGCCAACCCUCUGUACUGUGACUGCCACCUCCGCUGGCUGUCUGGCUGGGUGAAGACGGGCUAUAAGGAACCGGGCAUUGCCCGCUGUGCUGGGCCCCCGGACAUGGAGGGCAAGCUGCUCCUCACCACGCCUGCCAAGAAGUUUGAAUGCCAAGGUCCCCCCGCGCUGGCUGUCCAGGCCAAGUGUGAUCCCUGCUUGUCCAGCCCGUGCCAGAACCAGGGCACUUGCCAUAAUGAUGCCCUUGAGGCGUACAGGUGUGUCUGCUCCAGUGGCUAUAAGGGCCGUGACUGCGAGGUGUCCCUGGACAGCUGUUCCAGCAGCCCCUGUGGAAACGGCGGGACCUGCCACCCGCGGCAGGGCGAGGAUGCUGGGUUCACGUGUUCCUGUCCCACUGGCUUUGAAGGACCAACCUGUGAGGUGAAUACGGACGACUGUGUGGAGCACACAUGUGCCAACGGGGGCACCUGUGUGGAUGGCGUGGGCAACUACACCUGCCAGUGCCCCCUGCAGUAUGCGGGAAGGGCCUGUGAGCAGCUGGUGGACUUCUGUUCUCCAGAUUUGAACCCGUGUCAGCACGGAGCCCAGUGCGUGGGUACUCCAGAUGGACCCAGGUGUGAGUGCGCAUCAGGUUACGCAGGUAACAACUGCAGUGAGAACCAGGAUGACUGCAGGGACCACCGCUGCCAGCAUGGGGCCCGGUGUGUGGAUGGAGUCAACAGCUACUCUUGCCUCUGUACUGAAGGCUACAGUGGGCAGUUCUGUGAGACCCCUCCCCGCCCACCUGCCCCCAGAAGCCCCUGCGAGGGGACUGAGUGCCAGAAUGGAGCCAACUGUGUGGACCAGGGCAGCGGGCCGGUGUGCCAGUGCCUUCCAGGUUUCGGCGGCCCCGAGUGUGAGAAGUUGCUCAGUGUUAACUUUGUGGAUCGGGACACCUACCUGCAGUUCACCGAUCUGCAGAACUGGCCACGGGCCAACAUCACGCUGCAGGUCUCCACGGCAGAGGACAACGGGAUCCUGCUGUACAAUGGGGACAAUGACCACAUCGCAGUGGAGCUGUACCAGGGUCAUGUGCGUGUCAGCUACGACCCAGGCAGCUACCCCAGCUCUGCCAUCUACAGUGCUGAGACGAUCAAUGACGGGCAGUUCCACACUGUUGAGCUAGUCACCUUUGACCAGAUGGUGAAUCUCUCCAUCGAUGGAGGCAGUCCCAUGACCAUGGACAACUUUGGCAAACACUACACACUAAACAGCGAGGCCCCCCUCUACGUGGGAGGGAUGCCAGUGGAUGUGAACUCGGCUGCCUUCCGCCUGUGGCAGAUCCUCAACGGCACCAGCUUCCACGGUUGCAUCCGAAACCUGUACAUUAACAACGAACUGCAGGACUUCACCAAGACGCGGAUGAAGCCAGGCGUGGUGCCAGGCUGUGAGCCCUGCCGAAAGCUCUACUGCCUGCAUGGCAUCUGCCAGCCCAAUGCCACCCCUGGGCCCGUGUGCCAUUGUGAGGCCGGCUGGGGGGGCCUACACUGUGACCAGCCAGCCGACGGCCCCUGCCAUGGCCACAAGUGUGUCCACGGGCAAUGUAUGCCCCUCGACGCUCUCUCCUACAGCUGCCAGUGCCAGGAUGGGUACUCGGGGGCUCUGUGCAACCAGGCUGGGGCACCUGUAGACCCCUGCGGGGGCCUGCAGUGCCUGCAUGGCCACUGCCAGGCCUUGGCCACCAAAGGGGCACACUGUGUGUGUGACCCAGGCUUUUCGGGCGAGCUGUGUGAGCAAGAGUCCGAGUGCCGGGGGGACCCUGUCCGGGACUUUCACCAGGUCCAGAGGGGCUAUGCCAUCUGCCAGACCACGCGCCCGCUGUCGUGGGUGGAGUGCCGGGGCUCAUGCCCAGGUCAGGGCUGCUGCCAGGGCCUGCGGCUGAAGCGGAGGAAGUUCACCUUUGAGUGCAGCGACGGGACCUCUUUUGCCGAGGAGGUGGAGAAGCCCACCAAGUGUGGCUGUGCCCUCUGCGAGUAG